Molecule: messenger RNA, 6237 nt
Organism: Cheilinus undulatus (humphead wrasse)
Lineage: Eukaryota; Metazoa; Chordata; Actinopteri; Labriformes; Labridae
Gene: fyco1a
Product: FYVE and coiled-coil domain autophagy adaptor 1a
Exons: 19
Coding region: 145-4692 (1515 amino acids)
Biological process (GO): positive regulation of autophagosome maturation; plus-end-directed vesicle transport along microtubule
Cellular component (GO): autophagosome; lysosome; late endosome
Molecular function (GO): metal ion binding
Source: RefSeq, a predicted model, not a curated record
UGCACAUUUAACGCUGUGGAUUGUUAUGGACUCAAGUCAUAUCCGCAGAAGCUGACUUUAAGAUCUAAGAAACACAUUGACCCUUGAGAACAGACUGGACAUGACCCUGUGACCUCUGGUUGCCAGGGAGAGAGUGGUGGGGCCAUGGCUACUGGGGCUACGGCAGGGGAGAGCCAACUCCAGAGGAUUAUCAGAGAUCUGCAUGAGGCUGUGGCAGAGCUUGCAAAGGAGUACAGGGAAAGUGGGGAGCCGAUCACUGAUGACAGCACCAACCUGCACAAGUUCUCCUACAAACUGGAGUACCUGCUUCAGUUUGACCAAAAGGAGAAAACCACAUUUCUUGGUACAAGGAAAGAUUACUGGGAUUACUUCAGCGAUUGUCUGGCUAAAGUCAAAGGAGCCAAUGAUGGGAUCCGCUUUGUCAAAUCCAUCACUGAGCUUAAGACUUCUCUGGGCAAAGGGCGAGCGUUUAUCCGUUACUCCCUCGUACAUCAGCGGCUGGCUGACACACUACAGCAGUGCCUGAUGAACCAGAGAGUCACCAGUGACUGGUACUAUGCAAGAAGCCCUUUCUUAAAGCCACACCUUAGUGUUGACAUAAUAAAUCACCUUUAUGAACUCAAUGAGGUCCAGUUUGAUGUCGCCUCCAGAGGUCAUGAUUUGGAUGCUGCCUGGCCCACUUUUGCAAGGCGGACACUGGGAAGUGCAAACUCACCUGGUCAUAUGUGGAAGCCGCCCAGUCGUAGCUCAAGCAUUAACAGUCUGGCCAGCUCGUACUCCCAGCAAGCUCCUGAGUUCCCCUACAGCCCUGACUAUGGCCAGGGUCUUCUGAAUGACCUGAAUGAGUCUCUGCCCCCAUGCGCAGAGGAUAGCAGCACAGUUGAGGAGCUUCGCCUGGAGUUGGAUCAGUCUGAGCUGAACCAGCGAGAGCUCCUAGAUAAGAUGAAGCAGCUUGGUGAGGAGGCAGAUGAACUCAGGGGGGUAGUUGUAGAGCUCCAGAGGCAGUUGGAUAUGUCCCUUGCCGCCCAAGAGCAGCAGCAGGGUCUUCAGGGAGAACUCAAGGCUCUGCAGGGGAGGGAAGAAGAACUGUCCAGACAGGUGGAAGCACUCAGGACUGCAGGAAAAGCCAGAGAGAGUGAACAACAACUUCUGCAAGAAAAGCUGGCAGCUGCUGAAGGAAAGAACAUUGAGCUGCUGGCCAAGUUAGAUGGGGUUCUGAAUGAGAAGGGCCAGCAGGCAGCCAGUCAUUUUGAUUCAGCACAGAAAAUACAUGAGCUGCUGGAUAGACUGAAAGAGGCAGAGAAAGGGAAGAUGGAAGCCGUAGCAGAGGGAGAGGAGAAGCGGAGACAGACGGAGAGGCUUGAGGAGGAGCUGAGAGUCAAGGAAGCAGCUAAGAAGACUGGUGAAACAAAACUUGGAGCAUUGGUUACAGCUGCAUCUGAGGAGAAGGCAAAGCUGGAGGCAAAAGUGGAGGAGCAGUGUAGUACACUUGAUAAGCUCCAGGGGGCUCUGACAGUGAGAGAAAAGGAGGCGAGUAACCUGCAAAGGCAGCUGCAGGACCUCCAAAGAUCUCUGGAGCAGAAGGAGGAGGAGUUGGAGGAGGUGAAGAGGAAGGCACAGCUAGAUAAUGAUGAAAUGCAGAAGAAGGCUGGUGGCAUUAAAGAGUCUUUGGAUGCAGAAGUCAGUACACUAAAGAAAGCAUUAAAGAGAAAAGAGGGAGAGCUAAAGUCAAGCUGUGAGACACUACAAGAGCUAGAAGCCAAGAACCAGAGCCUGACCAUAGAGAGCGACAAACUGACAUCUAAUCUCUCUGAGAUGGAAGUUAAUGUAAAAGAGCAAGCAGUAAAGAUAGAGGACUACAAGAACCAGUGUGCCAAUCUCAUGGAGCUUUAUGAGAAACUGAUGGCCACAUCAAAGAGAAACGAGGAGCUGAUGAAGGAGAUGGCAGAAAGCAGAACGGUUCUUGAAACUGAGUUAGCAGCACUGAGAGCUUCUGAGAAACAGCUUCGCAGUCAGCUGGAUGACACCAAGAUGACAGUGGAUGAGAAAGAGAAGCACCUGCGUGAGGAGAACCGCAAGCUGGACGAGAACCUGCAGAGAGCGACAAUUGCUGCAAAGCUCUCGGAGGACACAUCAAAGCGGCUAGAACAGGAGAACCAGAGGCUGAGAGAGGAGCAGGACACAGUGAAAGCAGCUCUUAGCCGCAUGCAAGCCGACCUGAAGAGUGUUCACGGGCAGAUUGGAGAGUUGGAGAAGAACUUAGGAGUAGCACGCAAGAAUGAAGCAAGCCUUCAGGAUCAGAUUCAAGCCAAAGAUGUGCAGUUAAAGGGUAAAGAGAAGACUAUUAUUGAGCUGCAGUCUAGGUUAAAUGCUCUGGAGGAAAGAGAGAAGGAGCUGGAGAUUGCUAAAGCUGAUGCUGAAGCAAUGGUGGUUAAACAGACAGAAAUGAUUGAAAGAGUUACCUCUGAGAAGCAGGUGAUGGAGAAAUCUCAGCUUGAGCGGAGCACAGUCCAAGCAAAGGAGCAGCAGGAAGUGACAAGUAAAUUGACUAUGGUUGAGGGCCAGUUGGAGGUCAGCAUGAAAGAUGUGACCAGGCUCCAGGGAGAGAUCCUGGACCUCAGGGUGCAAGUACAGAGAUCUGAGGAGGAAAAGCUAAAAUCAAAAACACAGUUGGAGGUAACAGAGGCCCAAAGAGACGAACUCAGGACUCUUACUGAGCAGCUUAAAGCGCAAACAGAGGCACUCAAUCAGAGGCAUGUAGCAGAGCUCAUGGAGUGCAAAAAGAAAGAAGAAACUUUGGCUGAGCAGCGUGAUAGAGAAGUAGCCACCCAAGCAGAGUUGGUUAUCUCGACCACAGCCCUCCGAGAACAGCUGUCGACCCUUAAGGCAGAAAAUGACAAGUUAGUGUCUGAGAAUAACGAGAUUCGUGAGGGUCUGCACAGGGCAAACACAGAGAUGGCUGAGCUGGGGAUCACCAUAUGUAAGCUUAGUGCAGAGAAAGAAGAGGCCAGAGAAUAUUUGGUAGGGGACGCUGCUAAGAUCGAAGAGCUGGAGGAAGAGGUGGAACGGCUCGGAGAGUGCAUGUCAGAAAUACGCACGGAGAAUGCAAGUCUAAAAGAGGAGCUGAAACAGAAGGAGAAACUUCAAGACACUAUAACAGAGCUUCAGGAGCAGCUGGAAAAAACCAAGACAGAAAUACAGAGCAUCAAAGACUCCGGUCGAGAGGAGGCUGAGGCUGUAAAGUUCCAGUUGAGCUCUGAGAGCAUGAAUCAUCAGGCCCAGACGAAGAGUCUGAAUGAGCAGCUUGACAAGGUGAAAGCCCAGCUGCAGCAGGAGCUGAAGAAUGUGUCCAGCUUAAAGGCCAAAGUGUCUGAACUUGAGGCUGUGAAUGAGCAGUACUUGCAUCUCACUGGUGAGAAAGAUGCUCACAUCACAAAGACAGAGACGACCAUUCGAGAGAGUGAGAGUGAGAUACAGUACUUGAGGAAUGCAGUUACCAGGGCUGAAGAAGCACAAUUAGCUGCACAGAAGGUCUGCGAGGAAUUGAAGCAGACACUCAACAUAACAGAAUCUGCUAAACAAACCGAGUGCCUGAAGUUGACUUCAGAGAUCGAUGACCUCAACAAAACCAAGACCAACCUUGAAGAGCGGCUCAUUGAGCUUAUAAGGGAUAAAGAUGCUCUGUGGCAGAAGUCAGACGCUCUAGAGUUUGAACAGAAGCUGCGUGCAGAGGAGCGCUGGUUGUUGGACAGAGAAGCUACACACUGCCUCGGCUGCCAGGGUCAGUUCACCUGGUGGCUGCGCAGACAUCACUGCAGGCUUUGUGGUCGCAUCUUCUGCUACUACUGCAGCAACAACUUUGUAAUGACCAAGCACAGUGGGAAGAAGGAGCGCUGCUGUAAAGACUGUUACACCCAGCACAGCGUAGUGGUGGAGAGGUUCACAGAGGCAGAGCUGAGUCCUACAGACAGCCAGCCUCUUCCACCUGGAGCUGGGCCUCAUCCAACUCCUGAACCAGCUCCUUAUAAACCCACACCCAGAGUAACAGUUUCAGACCCCAGUCCCAGAUCUGAUGAUGGAGCUUUUGAUAUAAUCACAGAAGAGGAAGUGAACGGUGUCUACGACAGCGACACCACAUCCCAGACCACAGGAGGCUCCAUGGAGGGAGAACAAGAGCAACAGCCUUCUGGAGCACUAGAUAUAAGCACAGGAGAUGUGACCCCUGAUGAUCCUGAAGAGCACAUCCCUACUGUUCAGGAUUCAGAAAUCAACCUCCUCAGAUCAGGAGAAGUUACGGUGACAGUCCCGCUCAGCAUUGAGGACAUUUCUCAGUUUGGUGACGGCUCUAGGGAACUCUUCAUUAAGUCCAGCUGUUACAGUGUGAUCACUGUUGCUGUGGGCGACAGCGGGCCGACCAUCAGCUGGAUGUUUUCUUCAGAGCCGAAGAGCAUCUCCUUUAGCGUGGUUUACAGGGAAACAGCUGAUACUCAGGUGGAGCAGUCAAAGGUCCUGAUUCCUCUCACUCGCUGUAAUUCCCAUAAAGAGACAAUUCAAGGACAGCUGAAAGUCCGACACCCUGGCCUCUACAUGCUCAUCUUUGACAACUCCUUUUCACGGUUUAUCUCCAAGAAAGUCUUUUACCAUCUGACCAUGGAAAAGCCGAUCAUCUACGAUGGAAGCGACUUCCCCUGAAAACAUCAGCACAAUGUCACAGAAACACUAUCAUGAUGUCAGUGCGGCAACACUUUAAAGAUGCCAAUGUAACGACUGUUUGGAAUCAACUAUGAAUCACUCUUACUCCAAAAAACUUUUUUUAACCAAGUAUUUUAUGUUUUAAAAUCACUUUGUUUUUCAACUGUGUGGUAUCAGUUUAUUUUAGGUGUGCUCAUGUUGUAAUUGUUACUGAAGUGAACUUUUGUCAAGGGGAUGGAAAGGUUUGAAAAGGAAGCAGAUUUUUAUGCAGACUUUUAGUAUAUUUUAUCUAAAUAUUUACCAAGUAAUAUAUAUACCUGUAGUCCACUUAAGCUUAAUUCAGUUUUAUUUUUCUUUCUUUCUAAGUUUGACCUCUUUGUUUCCCAACAAGCUGCCGUGUUUUAAAAAAAGCAGAAGCUUUUUUAGAUUAAUAAUUAUUAUUCAAUGUUGUCCAUGAAGACCCAGGAAAUAUUUCAAAAAUGUUUAAAUCUCAGCCAAUUUCAAGUAUUAAAAGCUUUUGGGUGGAAUCAUGAAGUCAAAAAGCAGGAAAAGUGCAGACGGUAUAUUAUGAGUGGCCUGUAGAAUUGACUUUUCAACUCUGUAUUUGCACUCUGCAGGGAGGAAUCAAAGCAGUGAUGCUUCCUGUUCUGGGAAAUUACAGUUUAUCUUUAAUUACAAAGCAAAUGCACUUUGUGCUACUCUCAGGAGUCAGAUUUAAAAUUUUACUCUCAUGGUAGCAUGUCUUAACAUAAUAAAAACUGCCAUUUUAUUUAGUGUUAUAGGAGAUGUUAAUAAAGCAAAGUGCCUGUACUGACACAGGCUGGUUUUAUAUGACGUUACGACAAUGUUGGUGAAAGUCAACAAUCGACUCUCUGACUGCUCUGUCAAAGUGCCUUCUAAUGCUAAUUGCUUGGAAUUCCUUUAUUUAGUCACCGUAUUAUGGUAGGUAGCAUUUAAUUCACAAUUUGCUCAGUAUAAUAUACAUCAAAACUGUUAAAUUGAAUGUUAAUAACUUUUGAUUUUAUUUGAUUUAUUUUUAUGUUAUUAUAAUCCUCUGAAACUGUUCUCUCAGAGAUGAAAUGAGUGUUGGCAUUUUGUGCUUUUUAUUGUGUUUUUUUUUAAUCAAAGAGCAAUAAGAAAAAAGCAAGACUGGUCAGUCACUUUUGGAAACAUCCAUUCACAACUCAGAGGAGGAAGGGCUUAUCUCUAUGCUGCUUUUGUAGAGAUCUGUUUGCCAUUUCACAGUCAGACCUCUUUUAUACUUUUGAUGGGUGUAAAUUGGUGCAAUUUUUAUGCUAAAGCGUUUAUUUUCUCUAUGGAGCUGCACUUUGUGAUAAUUAUUUUAUAAAUUGUUGGAAACAAUAUCAAAUCUGUUAAGUUUACAUGAUCUUUGAAAGGAAGUCCCACAGGGGUAGUUUUUCUACACGCUGACUUUUGAAGGAUUAUUUUGGAUGGAUGAAUCAUCACUAUGAGCACUAGUGUAAGUCAAAAUAGGCCUGUCAAAUUCCUAGUAAACAUGAAUAAAAUGUGAGUGAUGAUGACUGU